This is a messenger RNA of Diaporthe batatas, 942 nucleotides long. RefSeq lists its product as uncharacterized. NCBI's taxonomy places the organism in Eukaryota, Fungi, Ascomycota, Sordariomycetes, Diaporthales, Diaporthaceae. Bases 1 to 942 code for a protein of 313 amino acids. The transcript has 2 exons. The record is from RefSeq and is a predicted model, not a curated record.
AUGCUCCAUCAACUCGGCGUCGUCACUGCGCCCUUCAUUGUCAGCAACCCUAACAAAUCUGGCGAUGGUGGGGCUGGUGACCAUAACUGUGCUGUUCUCCAAGACGGGGCGGGCGAGGCUGGCGACGCCCCCACCAGCCCUGGCUCCCGCAGAGGAAGGCCCGAUCAGCAUGAUGUCAGUGUUGAACAGCUCAAUAUCGAGUGUGUCUCCGACGACCACGGGCCGGAUGAUGCCGACGAGCGGGCCGUUAGUGGGAUUGACGUCUUCCCCCGAAGCAGCAAGGAGUGCCGCCGACUCGAAUUGCGAGCUAAGUCGCGGGAAUUGCCACCUACCUAUCCAGACUUAUUUUACCAGGAUUUUUCAGAUAUCGCAAAGACAAUGGCGAAGGCGAUAAAACGCAUGCAGGCCGUGGUACACACUGCAGAGUACAUAAUGCGUACAAGACCCGCCCGGAAUUUGCCGUCAGGCCGGACCCCGAAGAUACGUGACAGGAGACACAGCAGGUCAAAGACAUCUGGGGCAAGGACAUCUUCUCAAGUUUCCCAGCCUAAGUCUCUUCUUGAUUUCCCCAUUGACUUUGCUACACUAGACAGCGAGGACGGUGAGCACGACGAUCGCGAUGUCGAGGGAAGGGGCAGUGUUGAGGGCGACGAUGACGAUGUUGACGAUGAAGAUGAGGAAGAGGCUGAGAGCAAGGAAAGGGGCAGCGGUAGCGGUAGCGACGGCAGUGGUAGCAAUGGCGGUAGCGGUAGAGGCAGGAGGAACACACGACCCCGAAGGAGGAGUGUGCAUCGUCUCCGCCAGUGGACAUCGAGGGAACGGCGUCGACUUGCUCAGCUGAAGCAGAAAGGGUGGAACGAUGAUCGGAUAGGGGUCGACUUGGGUCGGACCGCGAGUGCUGUGGCACAGCAGUGGCGAAAGCAGAAGUUAUCCGCUGUAUAG